Messenger RNA from Physella acuta, 2066 nucleotides. Its product is annotated as retinol dehydrogenase 7-like. The record is from RefSeq and is a predicted model, not a curated record. Gene Ontology annotation, biological process: steroid metabolic process. Gene Ontology annotation, molecular function: oxidoreductase activity. NCBI's taxonomy places the organism in Eukaryota, Metazoa, Mollusca, Gastropoda, Physidae. Gene Ontology annotation, cellular component: intracellular membrane-bounded organelle.
CCUUCGUUAUCGUUAUCGACGCCUUCAUCGAAAUACUAAAUGAAAUGAGUAAAUGUAGAUCUCUAUUUUUAUUAAAAACCGCACAAAACAUGACGAUAGAUAGAUCUAGAUGAUUAGAUUUAGAUUUGCCUGAGUCGUCCUUAGCAAACGUGGGAUACUGAUUUAAGAUCUAGAGAUCUAGCUAGAUCUCUAGAUCUAGAUCUAAAUUUAAAGAUCACCCAAGAUGAUCCCCCAGAUCUCUUCCAGCUGGAUGCUUCCUCUACAAUGUUUGCAAUCAGUGACAGCUGUCUGCAUCAUAGGACUAGCACUCUUGUUGUUUAUUGUUAACAGAAUUUACAGAUCUUUUAAAAUAAAGGAGGAUUUUGGGGAUCUUUACGUACUAAUUACUGGAUGUGAUACAGGUUUUGGAUACCGUACUGCCAUCAAGUUGGAUAAGUUAGGGUUCCACGUGUUUGCCACUUGCUUGACCCAGGAGAAAGUUCAAGAGCUGACAGAAACGUGCUCAAAAAACCUGGUGGCGUUCCAGAUGAACGUUGCGGAUGAGGACACAAUCAGAGAUGGGUUAACACUUGUGAAAAAACAUCUUGGGGGAGAAAAAGGGCUGUGGGCUCUGAUUAACAAUGCAGGAGUUGUUGGCGCAUUUGGCCCCUGUGAGUGGCUGAAGAAAUCUGACUAUGAGGCUACUCUAAAUGUGAACCUGCUAGGUAUGGUGUCUGUGACUAACGCCUUCCUGCCCCUCGUGAGAAAAUGUCGAGGUCGUGUUGUCAACAUGUCCAGCACGGUGGGCCGCGCAGCCCUGCUACCUGCUCCGUACUCUGUGUCCAAGUUCUGUGUGGAGGCCUACACGGACAUGCUGCGCAGGGAGGCUGAGCACUGGGGGGUCAGUGUGCACACCAUAGAGCCAGGGGGGUACAAGACCAACAUUACAGAUCCUGAUCUUCACAGUGGAAGUGCUGAUAAAGUUUUUAAUAGCCUUGACCCAGAAAUGAAGAAUCUGUAUGGUGAAACAUACAAGAAAAAGUUGAUUGAUAUGGUGAGUCUAUUCAGCUACACCAUUGUAGGACGAAACCUCGAUGAAGUAGUCGACACAUAUAUCCACGCAGUUUCUGCACGCUUCCCAAAGACACGCUACGUGGUUGGGUUUAAUGGGAACUUUGUUCUGAGACCCCUGUGGACCCUGCCCACUUGUUUUGUGGACCUCUGCAUGUCUCCGCUCUAUCCUAAGCUUAAGGGUAGUUAAAAAAUAUGGAACUCACUGCUGAGUUCCGAUCAGGUGGUUAAAGAUAAUGGUUGAUUAAUCGUAACUGGUGAUUUAUUAUAGUAGGUCAUUAAUCAUAAUAAAUGAUAAACUAAAAUAGUUGAUAAAUACUACUAUGUGAUUGAAUAAAAAUCUAAAAUUUAUUAAAUUAGGUAAUUAAUUAUAAUAGGUGAUUAAUUAUACUCUUAAUUUAUUAUAAUAAGUGAUUAUCCAUAAUAGUUAAUUAAUUAUGGUAACUGAAUAAUGACUUGCAUUGAUAAUUAAGAUAGUAAUAAUAAUUUGUAAUGAAAUUGUUCAAACAUUCCAAAUGCUAUGUGGUUAAAUAUAAUAUUUAUAUACUGAAUAUGGCAAUAAUUGAAUAAUUGAUAAAAGUAAGCAAUUCUGUCUAAAUCAGAAUGUUAUAAAAAUUACAUUUACAAAUGUUAUUGUAAUUGUUUUAUUUUACAUCUCUUAAAUUGUAUUAUAUUUCUAGUUUAAUUAAGCCCACUAUACAUCUAAAAUUAAAUUGGAUAAAAUCUUUCUUUGUGACUAGCUAUGCUGAAACCUUUGAAAGCUGUUUGAAAUAAUUUAACCUUAUUGACUCUCUAUAACCAUAAUUCAAAUUUAAGUUAUACUUAGUAUUAUGUGUAAAUAUUUUGAAUUUACAAAGGAAUUUUAGUAUUAAAACUUAUAGUUUACUCAACUUAUAUUUCAAGUUUUAAAAAUGUACUUUAGUGCACAUAUUGUUUUAUCCUUCCUUCCGUUUCUAAAUAAUAAAUGGAAAUUAUUAUUUCUUUUUUUAAAAUAUGUUAUUUACAUCUUUUCGCUA